Messenger RNA from Podospora pseudopauciseta, 282 nucleotides. RefSeq lists its product as uncharacterized. The transcript has 2 exons. The record is from RefSeq and is a predicted model, not a curated record. NCBI's taxonomy places the organism in Eukaryota, Fungi, Ascomycota, Sordariomycetes, Sordariales, Podosporaceae. Bases 1 to 282 code for a protein of 93 amino acids.
AUGGGACAGGCGAUAUAUCGUCCGAGGAAGACAGCCGACAUUGCUUCGCACGACAAGAGCGAGCUGGGUGAGCUGAUCGACAUGUAUCACACCCGACAGGCUACCCUAGUGCAUGACAAGGUGUUCGCCUUGUUGGGCAUGAGUACCACCGACCCACCACAAAAGACAUUCCUAGACUAUUGGGUUGGUUGGGAUGUUGUUCUCAAGCAGGUGGAAAAGUCUCUAUUCGGUGCAUUAGUGUGGCUGAGAUACAAGGAAAUGGCCAUGUACUGGGCAAAGUAA